This is a messenger RNA of Notechis scutatus (mainland tiger snake), 1518 nucleotides long. Lineage: Eukaryota; Metazoa; Chordata; Lepidosauria; Squamata; Elapidae. The record is from RefSeq and is a predicted model, not a curated record.
GGGAGGCGCAAGAUGGCGGUGCUCGGGCCGCGCGCGUGUGUUCCCGGCGGCGGGAUGGGGCGGACGGUGCUGGUGCGGGGGCUGCCCCCCUCGGCCCGCGCCGCCGACCUGGAGCGGGAGUUCGGGCAGGCGGGGCCGGUGCGGCGGGCGGUGGCCGUGACGGCGCCCGGCGGCGAGGCGUGCACCGGGCUGGGCUUCGUCAGCUUCUCCCUGCCGGAGGACGCGCAGCGGGCCUUGCGCGAGAUCCGCGCCUUCGACGGCCGCCGGGUCAGCCUGGCGCUGGCGCGGCCCAAGAGGCGGAGGGCGGGCGGAGGCGGCGGCGGCUGCCGGGUGAUGCGGGAGCUGAAGGGGCGGGGCCAGUCCCUGGGCUACGCCUUCGUGGAGUUCCAGCAGCCCCAGCACGCCCUGCUUGCCCUGCGCCAGGUCAACAACAACCCCCGGCUCUUUGGGGACCAGAAGCGGCCCAUUGUGGAGUUCUCCCUGGAGGACGGGCGGAAGCUGAGGCUGAAGGAGCAGCGUGCGGAACGCAGCCUGCAAAAGCUGAGGCAGAAGCAGGCAGCCGCCGGGCCAGCCAGUCAGGCGCCAUCGCCCGGCCCUGGCCAGCCAGGGGCCCCUCAGAAGCCCCCCAAGGGCUUGAAGAAGGCCCUGGGGUCCCAAGGGAAGGCCGGGGGUCCCAGCGGCCCUCAGGCUCCCCCAGAGCCCCGUGGACAGAAGAGAAGGAAGCGGCCUGGGCCCUGGCCAAGCCCCAAGGCCACUGAAGGAGCCGCCUCCUGGUCAGGCUUCCAGACCCGGCAGGAGCAGGAGACGGUGGAGCUGCCGGACGGCACGAAGCGGCGGAGGGUCCUGGCCCUCCCCUCCCACCGGGGGCCCAAGAUCAGGAAUCGUGACAAGGGCAAAGCGCAGGGGGCCCCUCCCGAGCGGGGGAGGAGGAGGAAGAAGGCUGGGCCCAGAGAGCGGAAGGCGCCCGGAGCUGCCCCCCAGGGCCCCCCAAAGAAGCAGGCUGGACACGGCCGGGCGGAGGUUCACUUCGAGCAGCUGGUGGAGCGGUACAAGCAGCGGAUUCUGGGCGCUGGCAAGGCCGCCCGGCAGCUCAAGAGGAGCAAGUGGUUCGAGGACUGAGUCACCCCUCCCCAGGGAAGAGAGCCCCCCACCCCCGGGAGAGGAGGAGGAGGAGGCUCACCCAGGGCCCGGUUCCCCCCGCACUGUGUGGGCGGGCAGGACGCAGGACACGGAGGGCAGGCAGGCAGGGUGGAGAGCCCACCCCCCGGGGCCCUAGCGGUGCUGGGGUCUCUGCUGGCCUUGGGCCUCUGGCGGAGCAAGGCAGCCGGGUGGGCUGGGCCAGGCCAUGCAGGCCGUGAGGAGGGGCGCUCGGCCCCAAGGGUGCCAAAGGGUGUCCCGGCAACGCAGCCUGGCAGGAGGUGCGCAGGAGGAGGGCUGCGGCUGCGGCUGCGGAGGAGGGGGAGGCUCCGGGGAUGGAGCGCCCAUCGCUUCCUUGGCAUCUUGGAAUAAAUGACUUUC